CAGCAGAGACAGGGAAAAGCGCGCGGGCGUUACCAUGAGCACGAGCCUCACCGCCCCGGCGCUUCACGCCGCACGCGUCCGUGUCCGCUUGGCGCGCGUGCAGCGCGAAACGGUUCUUCGCUGAAGCGCGAGCAGCAGCGAUGCCCGGCGGAAAGAGAGGACUCGUGGCGCCGCAGAACACUUUCCUGGAGAACAUCGUCCGGCGCUCGAGCGAGACUAGUUUUCUGCUGGGGAACGCUCAGAUCGUGGAGUGGCCCGUGGUCUACAGUAAUGACGGCUUCUGCAAGCUGUCAGGAUAUCACAGAGCAGAGGUCAUGCAGAAGAGCAGCACGUGCAGUUUUAUGUACGGCGAGCUGACGGAUAAGAGGACCAUAGAGAAAGUGAGACAGACCUUCGACAACUAUGAGUCCAACUGCUUUGAAGUUCUGCUUUACAAAAAGAAUAGAACGCCGGUGUGGUUCUACAUGCAGAUUGCACCAAUCAGGAACGAGAAUGACAAGGUGGUGCUCUUCCUGUGCACCUUUAAAGACAUCACUGCGUUUAAGCAGCCUAUUGAGGAUGAGAGCACCAGAGGCUGGGGGAAGUUCGCCAGGCUCACUCGUGCUCUGACCAACAGCCGGAGCACCAACCAGCAGCUGACACCUAUGAGCAAGCCUGACGUCACCUCCCACAAAACCUCCCGACUCGCAGAGAAUCCUAUAUGCUCUCAGGUGCUUCAGCUUGGCUCUGAAAUCCUGCCCCAGUACAAGCAGGAAGCUCCUAAGACACCGCCUCACAUCAUCCUCCACUACUGUACCUUCAAGACCACGUGGGACUGGGUGAUCCUCAUCCUCACCUUCUACACGGCCAUCAUGGUGCCCUACAACGUCUCCUUCAAGACCAAGCAGAACAACGUCACCUGGCUGGUGCUGGACAGCGUCGUGGACGUCAUCUUCCUGGUGGACAUCGUGCUCAACUUCCACACCACUUUUGUCGGCCCAGGAGGCGAGGUCAUCUCCGAUCCCAAGCUGAUCCGGAUGAACUAUCUCAAGACCUGGUUUGUGAUAGACCUGCUCUCCUGCCUGCCUUACGACAUCAUCAAUGCUUUCGAGAACGUGGAUGAGGGCAUCAGCAGUUUGUUCAGCUCACUAAAGGUGGUGCGUCUGCUCCGUUUGGGUCGCGUGGCUCGAAAGCUGGACCACUAUCUGGAAUAUGGUGCGGCCGUGCUGGUCCUGCUGGUGUGUGUGUUCGGGAUGGUGGCCCACUGGCUCGCCUGUAUCUGGUACAGCAUUGGAGAUUACGAGGUCAUCGACAAGCUCACUAACACCAUCAAGACGGACAGCUGGCUCUACCAGUUAGCCGCCACCACCGGCUCUCCGUACCGCUACAACGUCAGCGGCUCUGGCCAGUGGGAGGGCGGCCCUGGGAAACACACGCUCUACAUCACGUCCCUGUACUUCACCAUGACGAGUCUGACGACCAUCGGAUUCGGGAACAUCGCUCCCACCACUGACGGCGAGAAGAUCUUCUCCGUGGCCAUGAUGAUGGGAGGAUCUCUUCUCUAUGCUACGAUCUUCGGAAACGUCACCACCAUCUUCCAGCAGAUGUACGCCAACACCAACCGCUACCACGAGAUGCUGAACAACGUGAGGGACUUCCUGAAGCUUUACCAGGUGCCCAAAGGCCUGAGCGAGCGGGUGAUGGACUACAUCGUCUCCACGUGGUCCAUGACCAAAGGCAUAGACUCCGAAAAGGUGCUGUCUAUCUGUCCCAAGGACAUGCGUGCGGACAUCUGCGUCCACUUGAACAGGAAUGUUUUUAACGAGCACCCUGCGUUCCGAUUGGCCAGCGACGGCUGCCUGCGCUCGCUAGCCGUGGAGUUCCAGACCAUCCACUCGGCUCCCGGGGACCUGAUAUUCCACGCCGGGGAAAGCGUCGACACGCUGUGCUUCGUAGUGUCCGGGUCGCUCGAGGUCAUCCAGGACGACGAGGUCAUCGCCAUACUAGGUAAAGGUGACGUGUUUGGGGAUGUGUUCUGGAAAGAGACGACCCUCGCUCACUCGUGCGCUAAUGUCCGAGCACUAACCUACUGCGAUCUGCACAUCAUUCACAGAGACGCUCUGCGGAAAGUGCUCGACUUCUACACGGCGUUCGCCAACUCCUUCUCUCGCAAUCUCAUCCUCACCUGCAACCUGCGCAAACGGGUUGUCUUCCGGAAGAUCAGCGAUGUAAAGAAGGAGGAGGAGGAACGUCAGCGCUCGAAGAACGAGGUUCCGCUGACAAUCCCCGUUGACCAUCCGGUCCGAAAACUCUUGCAGAAAUUUAAACAGCAGAAGGAGCUCCGCAACCAGGAGGCCGCAGUCCAGACUGAUGUGGAGAAAAACCAGCAGCAGUUUCACACGCACGGCUUCCAGCUACGUUCACACACUCGGCUCCAACAAACACAAACAUCCGUCCCACAGAGCACGCUGCACACGGUGCAGAACGGCAGAUCUAACAUAGGCUCCUGUAGCAGCGUGGUCACCAUCUCGCAGAUCACACCCAUCCAGAACUCUCUGUCCUUCUCCAGACCUGGUGACACGCUCAAACAAAACAACUGCGAUGUCAUGGAACUGAAGCCCGCUGGAGAUCAUGAUCCGAGCGCGACCCGCACGAAGCUGAGCAACGCAACGCUCACCAAACCGCUCGCAACCGGUCGUGGGUGGAUGCGGCUGAAAAACAACAUGGGCGUCCCAGAUUCUCCGCCACCGGAGAGCCGCAAAGAAGGGCUGAACAAUGUGAAGAAAGCGGCGUCUAUAGAACAUCUCUCGCCCGAGGUCAGAGUGCAGAUCGAAGGCGUCGUGGACACCACCGGGUCCAGAAAGAACUCGCUCCGUAAAACAGACUCAUGGGAUAGCGGGUUGACACAAAGCGAUCAGAGGCUAGAUAACGUGGAAGAAGUGCAGAGUCCCAUAGCGGGCGAUAGCAGCUGUGGUGGAGGAGAAGGACUACCGAGGGACAUGUUCACCACACACCACGAUCUCUCCGUUCAAACCAUGCUUCAGGAGACAAGGCUGGAACUACGGGGCGAGAUCCAGGCUUUGGGGUCCAGGAUGGCCGUUUUGGAGGAACAAGUAGGCCAGAUUCUCAGACUGCUCUCAGAACAGAAUGAUCAGACACGUACACCUCAAUUGCACAGACCCAACUCCAGACCAGGAGAACUUUUCACCGCCUCUACACCGGGGAGUCCUGAUUUAGACGAUGACGACGUAGCGAUCUGAAACAAAGCAAAAAUCAAUCCUGAACCAAUACGUUCCAAAGCCCUGGUCUGGAGGUGAACGAGUCAGGGUUUUUCUGGGGAGACCCCAAAAAGUGUUGAGACCCGAACGGGUUCUAACGUGAGCACUCGACGACGGUUAGAUUGGACAGAAGGAGCACUGUGUACACUUUGUUAGACAACCUUGCACAACAUGUACUCUGUAAGACGGAGACCGAGAAACUACUGAGAAGCUAUUUUCUGAUUUAUUUCUUUUUUAUUCUGCAUGUGCAGCUGGGUUCUGGUUUGCCAAAGACAAAAAGCCUAUCAAACGUUGAUGAUAUUUGUUACGACGUUAUACAGUACAUGCUUGUAUAUUAUGCAGAUGACUGCAUGUGGUUUGCUUAUUCACUCCGAUUGUCUGGAUGAUAUUUAUUCAGAAUGUUGAG
Molecule: messenger RNA, 3663 nt
Organism: Tachysurus vachellii
Lineage: Eukaryota; Metazoa; Chordata; Actinopteri; Siluriformes; Bagridae
Gene: kcnh5b
Product: potassium voltage-gated channel, subfamily H (eag-related), member 5b
Exons: 11
Coding region: 141-3239 (1032 amino acids)
Biological process (GO): regulation of membrane potential; potassium ion transmembrane transport
Cellular component (GO): membrane
Molecular function (GO): voltage-gated potassium channel activity
Source: RefSeq, a predicted model, not a curated record